Messenger RNA from Macrobrachium nipponense, 2895 nucleotides. Its product is annotated as peroxiredoxin-5, mitochondrial-like. Gene Ontology annotation, cellular component: mitochondrion; cytoplasm; peroxisome. NCBI's taxonomy places the organism in Eukaryota, Metazoa, Arthropoda, Malacostraca, Decapoda, Palaemonidae. The record is from RefSeq and is a predicted model, not a curated record. Gene Ontology annotation, molecular function: thioredoxin peroxidase activity. Gene Ontology annotation, biological process: hydrogen peroxide catabolic process; cell redox homeostasis; cellular response to oxidative stress.
AACACUGCAUCAACAAUGGCGACCGUGCUCAGUGUAAAACUUACGCAAGGAGUUUCGAGGUUUUGUACCAAGUCUCGUUUUGGGGUAUUUACAGCUCUCAGUCGAACCAUGUCAAUAAAGGUUGGAGACGAGAUUCCUAGUGUAGAUGUGUAUGAAGAGACCCCUGCCAAUGCUGUCAACCUUCGGGAUGUAUCAGCAGGACGUAAAAUCUUAAUAUUUGCUGUACCUGGAGCCUUCACUCCUGGGUGUUCGAAGACUCACUUACCUGGGUACAUUAAACAAGCAGACGAACUGAAAUCCAAAGGCAUCACAGAAAUAGUUUGUGUUUCUGUAAAUGAUCCCUUUGUUAUGACUGCAUGGGGUGAAAAUCACAAAGUAUCUAAUAAGAUUCGAAUGUUAGCUGAUACCAAUGCAGAGUUCACAAAAUCCCUUGGACUGGAACAAGAUUUAGCAGUUCUUGGUGGACUGAGAUCAAAGCGGUAUUCUAUGAUUGUUGAAGAUGGCAAGGUGACACAGCUGAAUGUGGAACCUGAUGGAAAGGGUCUUACUUGUUCAUUAGCUGAAAACAUGCUUGCAAAGCUGUAAAGUUAAUGCUAGUACUAUUUAGAAAGACAAUAUGUUUACUGAUGGUACAUAGGCACCCAUUAUGUAUAUUACUUUAGAUUUUCAGGGUAUGCAUAUAUGAUAUAGGAACUACUUGUGGAAGUGUCUUAAAAGUACUAUAGCAGGUCUGUAACAUAAAUUUCAUUGUUGUUAUUUUAGCUCCAUUUAUAGAAUAUCUGCUGGCUCAACUAAAUAUGUACAGACAACCCUCACCAUUGAUAGGUUCAUGAUUUGUCAUGUGCAACCCUUUAAAUAAUGACACUAUUGAUAACUUCAUUUAUAAUGACAAUUAUAUACUGAUGUAUAGGUAGAAGUGAAAGACAUGUAAAAGUCAUUGCAUUAUAACUUUUAAUGUUUUGCUUCUUGUCAGAUAAAGGAUAAGAAAAGACAUAAUUGUGAAGAAUACAUGCUGGAAUGUUAGUGUACUAAUAUAACUGAGUUGCAUGAGUAAGAAUGUUUUAUAUGAAAACAUGGAAAAUGAUAAAUUUAAGGUAUAGCUACUCUCUACUACUAAAGAAAUAUAUAUAUAAUUCUACUUGCUUAUUGACCAGCAAAUGUCCCCAGAGUAAAAUGUUUCAGCAUGCUUCUCAUAGCUACUUUGUUCCAGCCAAUGCUUGCAUAACUUUGACCAAUCAGUGCCCUGCAGACCAUAAAAUUAGAAACUAUUGAUCAGAACUGAAAAGGUGACAAUGAUUAGUCACUGGGGAAUUUCAUAAAAGACAUUAGACAUAAUGCAAGUGAGCACGGUACAAUUGCAUUUUUUUUGGUGUGACAGAGAAUGCAAAUCAUCGAACUGCUGCCAUGUAGAAAAGAAACUAAGUAGUGAUCUUUGCAGUACUAAUUCACAAAGAUACUAAAACAGAACACAUUAACAAAUAAAAGAUCCAACUAAUUUUAAUUUGAGUAAGCUUGUAGGGUAGGGGUUGUGAAUUCUAGAACUAAGCUAUUGAGAAAUUUCUGCCACUAUUUUUCUUCUCUACUGGUGAAGUUUCUUUGAGGAUAUACUACUUUUUAACAACAAUGGUUUAACAUUUACUGGCAUUUAGCAUUACCAUCACAUUCCCUCUCACCCAAAGCUAACUAACUAACUUUAAAAAACACCCCAAUGUAUCACUUGCCUUGCAGCAGAAUGUAAAUUUCUCACGCUCAUAAAUUCAUUAUACCUUGUAUCUUGCACCCUUCAUCAUUGUAGUACUUUAUUUCAAAAUUUCUUGCAUUAUCAUUUGUAAACAAUUUUGUGUCACUGCUGUUAUAGUUAUACUAUUGUAACUAUUGCCUUUUUCUUCCCUACUGAUUGUUCUAGACUUUGAAUACUAAAGAGGAAAAAGAAUUGCAUUGUGUAGUAUCUUUUACACAUCUAUGUUGAUUUUGAGGGGAAGAGAGUGUGCAUUAUAGUCUACCCAUCAAAUUAUGUUGACAAAGGAAAAUGAAUCUGUCAAGUGUUGUAAAUAUUAUUAUUGUAAUCUGUACUGUGUUAUAAUUAUUUUUAAUGGACAAUCAGGUGGGAAGAGCCAUACAGAAACAUGUGAAAGACAGAAGGCAAUAUUGCUUCAAGUCACAGGAAUGGUGCAAAGAAUCUGUAAUAUGCUCGCAAGUUUAAAGUUUACUAUGGAGGGCUUACUAGAGACACAGCACCCUCCUCAUAGGCUGCUAUUUUGUUCAUUAUGACAUGAAUUGCUCUUUUAAAGCAAAAUUUUUGACCUUAUGCAUAAUAAGUACUAUGCAAUGUAACAGAGUUGGACCAGACAUGAACACAGGGAUAUUAUAAUUACUCUAACACCACUGAGUUGCAUUUUUAUGACUCCUAGGGCUCUCCUAAGUACUGUAAGUAAAGUUAAGAGUCCGAGGUCUAAGUUGGAAGAGAUUAGAGGAAUGAAUAGUUAAAAAAUUCCAUUUGGGAGUCUGGGAUGUUUCAGAAUUUUGCAAUGCUCUACAGUGCACUUCUCAAAGCACUCUGUGGAAAGUACUGAUAACCUCUGGUGGGGAGCACUUGGUAAUGAGAAUGUAAAAACCUGUCUGCUUAAUAUCAUUUUUCUUUCCCUGCUGAACUUGGCAGCUCAGUGAGAGUAUAAUUGAGAAAAAGUGGUUUGGUAAAAUUAAUAUCUCUCAUACUGUAUCUAAAGCCUUUUCACUAACAAAAGAUAAUUUAGAAUAAAUUGAAUACGAAUAAAAUGUUUAAAUAUUAAUAGAAAUAAGUUAAUGUACAGUAUUUUACUUAACAAAAGUUUUCACAGGGUUUUCUAAAGUUUAGUAACUAUGAUAUGUGAGAAUUUGAAAUAAAUUGCUACAAAA